ACCACUGAUGGGUUCCUUCUGCAUCUUUUGGAGGAGCUUUAGUUUAAUGAUAGCUAAACCUGUAAAAGAUUUAUGACGUUACCUGCAUUUUUUCACAGUCAUCUUUUUUGACGUGGGAAGGGUUUGUUACUGGCUUGCAAUUCUGCACCAGUGGGUCCUGAGCCCCUGGGCAGAUCCUCUCUGCAGUCAAAAGGCAGAGGCAAGGUGAGAUGGGCCAUGCCCAUGGAAAAGCGGCUGUGUAGUUUAGCUGCAUGUUGACUGCAACUUCUUAACAGAGAACUUGUUGUGUAUGUGGGCUUUGAAGCCUGUCACCCAAAGAUUUUGACACCUCUCAGGUCAGUGGGUUGUAGCCAGCGUCUUACUCGUUGGGACAGAGACUGUUUUGAUUUACUUUUUGGGUAACACUUCUUUCAUGGUGGCCUACUAUGGAAUGUAGUUAGUCAUAACCAGAGUUUAAAAAAGGGGAAAAAAAAAAAAAGAAAAAGAAAAAAAAGGGGUAAAACCCCAAACCACCCAGCCUGGGACUGUGGCUGAAUAACCUAACCAACUUUCUGUGGUUUCCAUGGCUAUUCAGAGUGCAGAAAGGAGUGCUGAAAAAAGAUGAAGACACUGGUAUUUUCACAAGUAUUGCCAAUUUAUAGGGUGCAUGUUCAGUAUUAGAAACUAUCAUUAAAGUCUCUCCAAGUAAUGUGGUACAAUGCAUAAAUUGAACUAUAUAUUCCAUAUAAGUAUUUGUUCCUUUAAAUAGCAGGUCCAGAGACCCAGGACUGGAAUAGCAGACACUUUGCUGGAUGCAAAUGGGAUUUCACUGGCAGAGCUCUCUAGCGCCUGGUUUAGGAAAAUGUUUCCCUUACAAAUGCCAAAGCUGCAUACCUUUUUACUUUUGUACUGUAGUUUUUAGUGUUAUGGCAAGUGUGUCCAGCAGUUGAAGUUCUCUGUGGGAUCUUUGGAUCUCUCUGGUACAGACUGAAAGGACCUUUAAUCUUAAUUUUUUUUUAAUUUGUUUUUUCCUCCCACAAUUCUGGAGUGGAUGAAUUAUACUUUCUUGGUACACUUUUGUUUUGAAAUGCUACUAUUCCGUUUGUUUACUGAGUCAGUAACUUACGAUAGCUUUCUUGUUUCUUGGAAUUGUAUUGAUGCUGUAAAAGUUAACUUAAUUUCACUACCUAUAAAAAAUUAAAUUGCCACCCCGCCAUCACUGCCUUCUAUUUUGAAAGUAUACUUGCACGAUGUGCUUAUGCACAUCAAUUUCCAGCUUUGGUGCCAGCACGAGCCCAUUCUGUUUAUUCCCCACAGUUGGAGCUUUGUGUGUUUUGGGGCGAAUUUCUGCUUUGCAGCAGCAGCAGUUUUAGCAGCUGUGUGCUUUGAGGCCUCCAUCUCUGCUGGCGUGAGAUCCAGCGGUGGAUGGAGGGAAGGGCAACGUGGGAGCAGGCUUGGACUCUCUCUGUUUCAUGUCUCCUGCAAACCCAAGAGCUGUUGUUGAGUGAGGCAAGGGCCUCUGCCACCUGCUUUCUGCAGAGCUGAAGGGAGGAAGCCCGAUCUUGGGUGUUGCAGCAGAUAGACAUGGCAAGGAAACGAUAAGCUGGGAAUCUUUUCAAGACACUUCUUCAAAAUAAUGUUUGAUCACCCGUGUUGGUUGUGAGACUCUGUGGUUUUACGUCAGAUAUGUGUCUGCAAACAGGCACAUGAAACUCUCUUUUCUGGGUUGGACAGUCAUUGGUGCUGGAAGAGGAAAUUUCCUGGGAGGAAAAAGGCACAUACAAGCCAGUAAAGUUUGUCUGGGUGACUCGAAUGUGGCACUUGUGAAUUUUGAGUCCCUUGUCAAGGGCUAAGAAAACCCAUCCCUCUUGUACAGCUGCUUGCUAGACAGCAGGGGAUCCUCUGAUCCAUGGUCCCUCUGAGGGAUGAGGAAACACUGGGAAAAAGCAACCUCGGUCUUCUUGAGUCCCUGGCACUGGCCACAGACCACCCCUGUGCUACACACCUGCCACAGUGAGACCCUCAAAAAUGGGAAUGCUGUGGGCUCAGGUCACUCUGGGUUGGCAGCACUGAGACCUGGAAGAAAUGUUCCCUGCUCCUGGCUGCCUGCUGAUGUCCAAAAAUGCUUCCUGUGGUCACGGCUGCUGGGUUGGCCUGCUGCUGCGGUAUUGCUGCCUGUUCCUUGUGCUGCAAAUGCUGCCCCAAGAUCAAACAGUCAACCAGCACCCGCUUCAUGUAUGCGCUUUACUUCAUGCUGGUGACUAUCAUCUGUUGUGUCAUGAUGUCAACAACAGUAGCUAACGAGAUGAAAACGCACAUUCCCUUCUACAAGCAGAUGUGCAAGAGUAUUCAGGCGGGUGAGAUGUGUGAGAAGUUGGUGGGAUACUCUGCAGUGUACAAAGUCUGUUUUGGAAUGGCCUGUUUCUUCUUUUUGUUCUUCUUAUUCACCAUCAAAAUUAACAGCAGCAAAAGCUGCCGCGCAUACGUUCAUAAUGGAUUCUGGCUGAUUAAACUUAUACUUCUGGCAGCAAUGUGCUCAGGAGCUUUCUUCAUUCCUGAUCAGGACACUUUCCUCAAUGCCUGGCGCUACGUAGGAGCAACUGGAGGUUUCCUUUUCAUUGCCAUUCAGCUCAUCCUGCUUGUUGAGUUUACACACAAAUGGAAUAAAAAUUGGACUGCAGGUGCAAAGCACAAGCAGAUGUGGAACGGUUUGCUUGCUCUGGUCACUCUCACGUUGUACUCCAUUGCUGUGGCAGCCCUGGUGCUCAUGGCUCUUUUCUACACACACUCAGAGGGCUGCAUGUACAACAAAGUCCUGAUUGGUGUUCACGGUGGCCUGUGCCUCUUUGUGUCACUGGUGGCCAUAUCGCCCUGUGUCCAGAAUCGCCAGCCCCAUUCUGGUUUGCUGCAGUCAGGCGUUAUCAGCUGCUACGUCAUGUACCUCACUUUCUCUGCACUGUCCAGCAAGCCACCAGAAACUAUCCUGGAUGAAAACAAUCGGAACAUCACAAUCUGUGUACCUGAAUUUAGUCAAGACCUGCACAGAGAUGAAAACCUAGUUACUGGCCUGGGUACUACCAUUUUGUUUGGCUGCAUUUUAUAUUCUUGUUUGACCUCAACAACACGUGCAAGCUCAGAAGCACUGAGGGGCAUAUAUGGAACACCCGAAAGUGAAGUAGCUCGUUGCUGCUUUUGCUGCAUGCCUGAUGGAGACGCUGAUGCUGAAGAGCACGUUGAAAAAAGGGGAGGCCAGUCUGUGAUUUAUGACGAGAAGAAAGGCACGGUGUACAGUUAUGCCUAUUUCCACUUUGUUUUCUUCUUGGCUUCGCUCUACGUGAUGAUGACAGUAACUCACUGGUUCCAUUAUGAAAGUGCUCAGAUUGAAAAGUUCUUCACCGGAACCUGGUCCAUCUUCUGGAUUAAGAUGGCCUCAUGUUGGGUUUGUGUCUGCCUGUACCUGUGGACUCUCAUUGCUCCACUCUGUUGCCCAACCAGAGAGUUCUCAGUGUGAACACUCAGAAAGUCUUUCUGGGUUUAUAUAUUUUUUUCUCCCUCCCCCAUCCUCCCCCCCCCCCUUACAAAUAAAAUACAAGUAAUUUUGUAAUGAGGAAACACCUAUUUCCCCAUUUAUCAUAAGGUACCUGUGAGUAAGUUUUUAGUCUGACUAAAGACAGGAUUGAAGACUUUUUUUUACCUUUUUAAAUUUUCACGAACAAGCAUUACCUAAGAGAUUACAAAUCUCUUCCAAAUCUUUGUAAUAUUGAUGUGUGGAGUGUAGGAAACAGAGUUUUUGCAUAAAUUGAAGUAAGAAAAUGCUUUUAAAAUAACUGACAAUCUUUCUCUGGCUUCAUUGGCCAGA
This is a messenger RNA of Pezoporus flaviventris, 3838 nucleotides long. It is a transcript of the gene SERINC5, whose product is annotated as serine incorporator 5. The coding region runs from base 2102 to 3490 and encodes 462 amino acids. The record is from RefSeq and is a predicted model, not a curated record. Lineage: Eukaryota; Metazoa; Chordata; Aves; Psittaciformes; Psittacidae. The transcript is spliced from 12 exons. Gene Ontology annotation, cellular component: membrane.